CAAGUCUUAGGCACUCGACUGUGUGUUCAGUUCAAAAUAGGAAGAAGUCGUAGGCUGUAAUUAAAACCAGUCGAAAUAGUUUUCUUGAAGUGAUGGGAUUGGGGGUGAUUUAUAUCUUGUUUUGGUUAUCUUUGAUUCUUCUAUGGAGAAUACGAAUCGUGUAAUAGGGAGAGAAAAAAAAACUUUAAAGCUCAAGCAUAUAGAAUUUAAACCUUCUCUCAGAAGUGUGUAGCAGAGCUACAGAAGACGACAACCAACCAGGGGUCAUCCAUCUGAAAUUGUAAUUGGCUCACUAAUCCAGGACAAAGUUAGAGAUCACAACUCAAGCAUAAGUCUCCUUUUCCUAACACUGCUACAAAGAUGUUUGACAUAAAGGCUUGGGCUGAGUAUGUUGUGGAAUGGGCUGCAAAGGAUCCAUAUGGCUUCCUUACAACAGUUAUUUUGGCCCUUACUCCAUUGUUUCUAGCAAGUGCUGUACUGUCCUGGAAACUGGCCAAGAUGAUUGAGGCCAGGGAAAAGGAGCAAAAGAAAAAACAAAAACGCCAAGAAAAUAUUGCAAAAGCUAAACGACUGAAAAAGGAUUGAAGGAAUGAACAGGCUCUGCAACCAGAGGAAACUCAUUUGGGAAAUUAUGCAGCUUUGGAAGGACCCUGUAAAGUUUCUCUUCUGGAUUUAUGAUAGUAUUUAAUAAACGAAGCCUGAGCAUAUGGAAGAAUCAUGUUCUGACCGCUACUGUAGCAACGUUUAGGCUUCUGUAUAGAAGUCUGUUGACAGUUAUUUAUUAUGCCAAAAAUGCUUUAUAACCGACUUAGUCAUUUGCCAUUUUGCAGCUUAAUACAUCCUGUGGAGAAAAAAUGGCUUUAGAUUAUGAACUCUUCAAAUACUGCCUCAAAAAGGGUCCUGUUCUGGACAAAGGAAACUAAGAAUGUAAAAAUGAGAACUGUCCUGAGGUGAAAAGUAUGUUUUGGCUUAAAAAGAGAUACCGCAUAUUAAUUACAUCUUUUGUCAUUAUUGCUUAUAUCUUAGCAUCAUUUCUGGCUUUCUCAAAGCAAAAUAUUAUUAAUCAGUGAGUACUUCGUUUUCUACAUUUUCCUCAUUCUAGCCUUUGAGAGACUGGUAAUUAUCAGACAUUCUGCCUUUUUAAAAAUCUAAUUUUAUGAAAAAUUCAUCCUGAUUGUAUAGAGUACCACCUACUAACAAUUUUUGUACGUAUGAAUGCUGUCAUUUACUUAGAGAUGACUUGUUGACUAGAGUAACACUGUGAUUUAAAGCUUGCAGUAAAAAUGCCAACCCUUGUAGUACUUUGGAACCAGUUUAUUCUUACUUGUGCUAAGAAGAAAUGUGAAGUAGUUAAAAUGUCUUAUGUGAUAAUUUGCUGAUUAUAUGAAUACCACUUUUAACUUUUCCAUUUUUUGAACUCAUGUAGUGAUGUUCUAUAAUUUUUGAUCAAACAAGUUCAUGGUGAAAAUUAAAAUUUCAAUUUUGUUUUCAAGGAA
Eptesicus fuscus (big brown bat) is the source of this 1496-nucleotide messenger RNA. RefSeq names its product small integral membrane protein 15 (gene SMIM15). The record is from RefSeq and is a predicted model, not a curated record. NCBI's taxonomy places the organism in Eukaryota, Metazoa, Chordata, Mammalia, Chiroptera, Vespertilionidae. Bases 361 to 585 code for a protein of 74 amino acids. The transcript has 3 exons.